Durusdinium trenchii is the source of this 2615-nucleotide messenger RNA. Lineage: Eukaryota; Dinophyceae; Suessiales; Symbiodiniaceae. The record is from the annotation of a GenBank genome assembly.
GCUUCCUUGAUUUGUUUGCCUUGCAUCAAAUGUGGGUGGAUUCGAUGGCCAAGCAGCAUGCUGCAUCGGCCCGCUUCUUCAUCCCAGAACAGGCCAUUGCAGGCAUCAAAAGUAGGCGGUCAGAAUGGAGAGGGGGCUUUGCAGACCCUGAAACAUAUGCUAGAAGGCAAACUUCAAACGGAUGCCUUUAUUCACAAUGCAGCUAUUGCCGAGUUGAAAUCCGAUUGGUCUUUGGCCUUGGACAGUUUCAGACAACUGCCCGCGCUGCUGGUCAUUCCCAGUAUAUCCAGCUACGCAGCGAUUUCAAUCGCGCUCCCAAAAUCUCUUUGGACUUAUGUGUGCUCCUUGCUUCGUGAAAUAUCUUCCUCGUGCUUGAGAUUGAACACAAUUUGCCUGAAUGCAGCUGUGCAUCGUAUUCAAUGGAGCGCGGCCUUGAGUCUAUGGGCCCUGACGAAUGGAAUUCCGAAUCGCGUCACUUUGAAUUCAAUUAUCACAGCAUGUGAACGUGGACGACGGUGGCAAGAUGCAGGCAAUCUUCUCAAAAGGAUGAUGCAGCUACGCAUAGCGAAUGAAGUGAGCAUUGGUGCUUGGGUUUCCACAUGUGGAAAGAGUAGCAGAUGGGGCCUUGCAUUGGAAGCUUGCAGGACAGCAGAAGUAAGGUCACAACAGGCAGUCAAUGCAGCCAUCUCUUGUUGCGAAAAGGCAGCCCAGUGGCCAUUUGCUCUGUGUAUGUAUCGCCAUUUUCGGCAUUUGCACUCACACCGCACACAAGAUGUGAUUGGUCAGAAUGCGGCAAUUAGUGCAUGUGAGAAAGGCAGCUGCUGGAAGUCUGCUUUGAUCUUGCUUCAAACGGAGGUUCCAGAUGUGAUCAGUUACAGCGCAGCAAUCAGCGCUUCUGGUCGGGCGCAACGAUGGAAGAUAGCUGUGAAGCUGUUGGAAGAAAUGUCAGAGAAGAAAUCGUUGCCCAAUGCUGUAAGCUUCGGAGCUGCCAGUGUUGCUUGUGUUUCAAAGCAAUGGAGAUGGUCUCUUUUCUUGGCUGGGUGCAACUAUUCCGGCAAACGUGAAAGAUCUUCCGAGCAGACGGAGAUUGCAUGGAGGUCGGCAAAGCAAGUCAGCAGGAGGCCGUCAAAUCUCAACACCCCAGAUUUGACGUCAAUCCAGGAGCUACAACCUAAGGAGCUGAGUACCCUGGUUUGGAGCUAUGCAGCACUGAACAGCUUUGCAAGCUUUGAUUUGGGAGUUUGGCCGCGGAUUGAAGAGAACCUCAAGCACUUCAAGUGUGCUGACCUAGCCAGGCUUGCAUGGGGCUUUUCGAGCAAUCCCUUUCCAAAUAUCUUGGACUCUUUGCAGAAGGAGUAUGUCUUGCGCAUGGAGACUGAGAAGACUGAUGCUGUGUCAGCGCUGACACUGGUAUGGGCAUGCAGCUAUGCAGGCUGCCUGCGCAGCGAAACGGCAGUUGCCAUUGGAGGUGCUUUGGAAACCGUGGGCAGAUCAUUUGGUGAACUCAGAAUACCAAUGCCCAUCAUCAGCUGUGAUUGUAUUGGACCGACUGAGCCCACGACACCUCGCAUCAUUCGUGAAUUUUCCAACUUCUUGGUCCUGCAGAAGCCAUCAAAAUAUCAGGUAGAUGACGGGCUUCCUUUGUCAUCGGCAGAACCUGAGAGGGGGCUCCUAUCAUUCUUCUUGAAGGCAAUGUUUCCAAAGCACCCAGUUCUCCACGAUGUUGAUCACAGUCGAGGCUUUCUUCAUAGGUUGGAUGUGCCCAGUUCUGGAUUGAUUCUCGUGGCCAAGUCACACGAAGCCUGGUACAAGUUGAAGAUGCAGGCUGCCACCGGAGAUGUUGUCAGGGAUUAUGUGGCGCUGAAUCACGGAUGGCUCUCUGAAAGACAGGAAGUGGCAGCUCGAGUGCACUGGUGGCCUAAUGGAAGGAGAGCGCCCAGUGCUGUUGCAGAUGCUGGUCGUGUGGCGCAAACCAAUUUGAAAGUGUCGGAGCUCUAUAGGAAAGAUGGUCGUGGCUACUGCGGUCUUCUCAUUCGGAUUAACACUGGCAGGAUGCAUCAGAUCCGGCUGCAUACGGCACAUAUUGGUCAUCCCACCGUGUGUGACGGGAAGUAUUCUUCAAAGACGACCUUCAAGGAGGAUUGUUCCUGGUGUCCAAGAAACUUUUUGCACAGGCACCGCCUGAUCUUCAAUCUUGCUGAGAAGCAGGAGGAGGUUAUAGAUCCAUUGGCACCGGAUUUGGAGGUAGUGAUGGCUGGCCUUCGGAGUCUUCGUGCCCGGUGAGUGUACAACAUGUACAACAGUCGCAGAAUCAUCAAGAGCUUUAUUCUACUUCUUUCAGAAUGAGAACCAGAAUAAGUGGGGCGAAACUGAGAUGUCCGUUUUCCUCCAAAUACUUGUCGACGAGCAGCAUUGAGAAGAGCGAAGUUGGAGCUCCUUUUCAUAAGAACGCGUGAGCCGAAGUCGGAGCUGCUUGAACUUUCACUGCCCUUUAUGCGGAACGCCAUGGUACACAAGCAGUCAAUUUUGAUUGGAGUGUCGUGGACCAGGCUAUACGUGUCAGGCGGGUGAUUCCCAGCCGCUGAGUUUGGCAGCAAUGGCUCCCGAGCUGUGAG